CAGCCAAUGACGGUGGAAGAAGGCGGGCUCGUGCUUGGCGGGGGAUGAGGUUUGAACGUUUGGCGGAAAACAAGAUGGCGGUGCGUCGGCAACUGCAGCUGCUCUUCCAGGAGCCCCGAGUGGGUGGCGGUAUCAUGGUGGAGCGGGCAGGACCUGAAGUAGCGAAAGGCCCCGGCCCGCCGCCGCCGCCAAGCAAGAGGCCUGAGGGUGCCUGGGAGCGGCUCCCCGGCUUUCGGGGCCUGAGGCCGGAGGACUGCGUGCUCUACCAAUGCCGGAGUUGCCGCGCCGUGCUGGGGGACUCGCUUCACCUGUGCGCCCAUGAGGAGAAGCUCCGCCUCCUCGCCUGCUUCAAAGUCACAAAUGAUAUUGUUGUGGAAGAUGAUUUGAUGGUUUGUGUGGAAGGAGAUCUUACUGGAUGCACCUACAACUUGUUGCUCUGUCGGUCCUGUGACACAUGUGUAGGUCUCAAACUGUAUUGUUCAGUGUCUCAUGCUUAUCUAAGAGGCUUCUUCUGCCUUUUUAAGGACAACAUCAUAUGUUACUUAGUAAAGACUAAAACCACCGUUGAAGCUUCAAAAAUGACCUGUCCUCAAAUCAGCUUAAAGGAACAUGUAGAAAAGUUGAAAGAAAGACUUGUAGUAGUACACACACGUAUAGAAUUGCUGAUGGAGAAACUGGAAGGAUUAAACCAGCAGAAAACAAAGGCAGAGAAUCAAGACUCUCACGGAAGACGACAUAACCAAAUACCUGCAUGUAAAAGGAAGAAGUCAAACAAUUAAUCAGUUGCAUUUCUACAGUAAUAUCUUAGUUGUGACAAACAUGAGUGUUUGAAAGGAACUUCAUACAACUUCGAUUUUGAAUGCAAUUGAAAAUGGCAUUUGAAAACGGACCUGCAGUUGAAUUUUCACUUGUUUCUUUUAUUUACUGAGCACUCAAGUGCCUUAAUUGGUUGAAUAUGAACAACAUGUGAGUGUAUGGAUGCCUUCAGCAUACAUUCACAGAAACAUGGUUAUCCUUCUGUUUUAUGACUGCAUCUAUAUAAAUGACUGCAUCUGUAUAAAUAAAAACCUUAAAUCUCCCAAAA
This is a messenger RNA of Anolis sagrei ordinatus, 1084 nucleotides long. It is a transcript of the gene OIP5, whose product is annotated as Opa interacting protein 5. The record is from RefSeq and is a predicted model, not a curated record. Lineage: Eukaryota; Metazoa; Chordata; Lepidosauria; Squamata; Anolidae. Gene Ontology annotation, biological process: chromosome segregation; CENP-A containing chromatin assembly. Gene Ontology annotation, cellular component: chromosome, centromeric region; nucleus; chromatin.